Molecule: messenger RNA, 1074 nt
Organism: Exophiala viscosa
Lineage: Eukaryota; Fungi; Ascomycota; Eurotiomycetes; Chaetothyriales; Herpotrichiellaceae
Product: cytochrome c oxidase subunit IV
Exons: 3
Coding region: 154-783 (209 amino acids)
Biological process (GO): mitochondrial electron transport, cytochrome c to oxygen
Source: RefSeq, a predicted model, not a curated record
GACAACUUCAUACAAACGGUUUUCACUCAUCUUGAGCUCAAUUGAACCUCGACACACUGCGACAAUAGUGCCGAAGCUCCAGGCUUCGUUGUACUUUCCGAACACUUUUCCCACAUAUGUACUAAGCCGGCUUUAUACACGCAAUACAACAAGAUGCCUCUCCACUCCCUACCCCGUGUUGCUCGUACCUCCAUGGGCAGCUCGAAGAUAUGCACGCGAAUGGCUGCCUCCUCGAUGCGGAAUUUCCAAACAUCGGCGCGCUCUAUGGCUCCCACCUUCGCCGCCAGUCACCAGCCUCCUAUGACGAGCCAGUCCCAGGUUCGGUCCGCUCAUGCCAUUUCCAACCCAACACUCGCUGGAAUUGAAAAACGAUGGGAAGGAAUGCCUCCACAAGAGCAAGCCGAGCUUUGGAUGCAACUGAGAGACCGAAUGAAGGUUGACUGGCAUGAGAUGACGCUGCAAGAAAAGAAGGCCGCGUGGUGGAUUGCAUUUGGCCCUCAUGGACCUCGCGCAGCGGACCCUCCCGGAGAGUGGACAAGGGUUUGGCUUUACACAGGCGUUGGUGUUGCGAUUUCAGUAGCCUUGUUCAUGACCAUUCACGCCUUCGCAAGACCACCGCCACGAACAAUGACCAAGGAGUGGCAGGAAGCUACCAAUGAAUAUCUCAAGUCCGAAAAGAGCAAUCCUAUCUAUGGUAUCAGCAGCGAAGGAUACAGCGGCAAGGGCCAUGUGCAGAGCAAGACGGCGAAGGCGCAAGGCAUCAAGCUUGAUCCAGAAGAGUAGAAGAGGGACGAAGAGUGAUCAUCUUUGCCCCAACAACGGAGCGCAGCUGUCUCUGUACUGUUACUAGUAUCUUGAGAACGGAAAGGUUUCUCCGUCUUUUGUGAAUACAAAAUCAAUAUCUCAAUCCGGCUUCGAUUUCAGGCGCGCUCGGGUUCGCCGAUUUGUACAUAGAUUCCAGGAGAUAGUGGCGGGACCCAAUGUUAAAAUCCUCCUCCUACUUCCUACAUGCGACAAUUCGAUGCGGCGAAUUUCUAGUGAUAUUUCUGCUAUCUGGUAGAAAGCACUACCCGG